CUAAACAAUGCACUUUUCAGUCUUUCAGUGCAGUAUCUGCAAACAACUCCAGAGGGAAGUCAUGUGUUGUCUUUAGAGCAUCUUUGCAUUCAGCAAGAUAUCCAACAUAUACACUCUGAGAGAAAUGUUUGGUGGCCAGUGGUCAUCUAGCGCACGACUCGAUGGCAAAACAGUCAUUAUAACUGGAGCAAAUACUGGCAUUGGAAAAGAAACCACAAGAGACCUGGCAAAACGCGGUGCCAGGAUAAUAAUGGCUUGCAGAGACCUUGAGAAAGCAGAAGGAGCACAGAAAGAGAUCAUGGAGGACUCAGGGAACCAAAACAUAGUGAUCAGGAAACUAGAUUUAUCUGACACCAAGUCAAUCAGAGAAUUUGCUGAGGUAAUCAACAAAGAGGAAAGAGCUAUUCACAUACUCAUUAACAAUGCUGGGGUCAUGAUGUGUCCCUACUCUAAGACAGCAGAUGGUUUUGAGAUGCAGUUUGGUGUCAACCACUUAGGUCAUUUCCUGUUAACCUUCCUGCUGAUUGAUCUGCUGAAGAGAUCUGCCCCCUCAAGAAUCAUCAACCUUUCCUCCAUGGCUCAUAGUUGGGGCACAAUAGCACUUGAUGAUAUCAAUAGUGAGAGGAAUUACCACAGUAGAAGGGCAUAUGGUCAGAGUAAAUUGGCCAAUAUCCUUUACACUCGUUCCUUGGCCAAAAAACUCAAGGACACAGGUGUUACAGCAUAUGCAGUCCAUCCAGGAAUUGUGCGGACAGACCUUAAAAGACAUAUGAAUCUCGGACUUCUAAUCAUGUGGAAGGUUGUCAGACCUUUCACAAAGACCCCAGUGCAGGGAGCACAAACUACCAUCUACUGCGCAGUGCAACCAGAAUUAGACCAAGAGAGUGGUGGCUACUACAGCAACUGCAGACCUUCAAGAUGCACCAGAGCUGCUAGAGAUGAUGAAAUGGCUGAGAAACUUUGGGAGCUCAGCUGCAAAAUGCUGGGAAUAGUCUGGGACUGAACGCAGUGUUUUCCAUAAACAAUUCAGUAUAUCCAUUUUUAUUUACUAUUAUUAUUGUUAUUUACAAUUAAUUCCAACAUGAACACCCAAGGAAAAAUGCCAUGACACAAACUAGUAUCAACAAAUAUUUCUUUCUCAGUAGGUUGUUUUUAUUUUAAAGUUAGAGGUCAAACAAUAUUUCCAGUUAGAAUAAAGAACAUUUUUUCCCCCAUUCAUAGACCUCCAUUUGCAUUAUCAAAUCCAUUUGCAUUAUCAAAUGGUCUAGACUCUGAUAUAAUUACAUUAUACGGUGAGCAUGUAACAAUUAUACACUGGACUUAAAGUCAAUAGCUGUUUGACCUUCCACAGGUAAUAUUUCCUUAAACCCCGCACUGUUUAACAACAGUUUUUUGAGAACUAAGCUAAUUUGUCCAGAUCCAGGAGCCUCUUAGAACAAGCCCUGCCUAUAUCCAUUUAUUUAUUGAUUCUGUCAAUAUCUUUAACAGAAUCAGUACUUUAGUGUUUGUUCAAUCUCUUUUCAGUAUGUUUUGGUGAUUUCUCAGACUUUUUUUUUUUUUGUAAAAUGUAAUAAUUUCAUUAUAAAAUUAAUCUAUACAGUUUAAUAAAAUUGAUCCUUUGUAGAGGUGAUGCAAUUUUAUUUGAUAUUAGCACAAUAAAAAGAAUCACAUUUAAUGUGAUAAUGAUGACAGCUGCCUUCAAUACACUUAUUCAUUGUUGUACAUCAUAUUUUUACAUUGUACAGCUCUUCCCCGAGGAAAUUGUGCUAUGAUAUUAAUACUGCAUUAAAAACUGGAUUUUUUAAAUG
Sinocyclocheilus rhinocerous is the source of this 1808-nucleotide messenger RNA. RefSeq names its product retinol dehydrogenase 12-like. The record is from RefSeq and is a predicted model, not a curated record. The transcript is spliced from 7 exons. The coding region runs from base 125 to 1003 and encodes 292 amino acids. Lineage: Eukaryota; Metazoa; Chordata; Actinopteri; Cypriniformes; Cyprinidae.